CUCGUGGCUUCAGUUUGGGACCAGCCUUGGGUGGUGGGAGAAGCUGCUUUGGAUCCCUCGCCGACGAGGGUCCCAGGAUGAGGGGCCGCCGGGGGCCCUGAGGAGAAGGAGACGCCACCCAGGCUGCCGGGGUUUCUUCGGGCAAGGCUGGGGCUGGGGCUGGGGCUGGGGCUGGAGCGAUGCAGCUGGAACCUUGUCUGUCGCCUCCGUCGAUGAUCCUCUCCAAGAAAUUUCUCCAUGUGAGCGGCGGCGGCGGCGGCGGCAGUGGCGGCAGCUGCGGCGGCGCUUACCCGCCCGCCUCGGGCGGAUCCGAGCUUGCCUUGCACGAGCAUCAUCAUCACCAUCAUCAUCAUCAUCAUCCCGCCGCCGCCAUCCUCUCGGCGAGCUCUGACAACCUGGAGAGGAGUUCACCUCUGAAAAAACUCGCCAGGGGGGGGAUGACGAAUCAGGCCGAGGCAGACAAUUUCCCUGACUCCAAAGACCCGCCAGGGGACGCCCAGCAGCAGCAGCAGCCACAGCAGCAGCCACAGCAGCAGCGCGCCAAACUCUCGCCCGUCGUCUUGGACGGCGGCGGCGGCCAGGAGCAGCUCCGUCCCGCCGCCAGCAUGUUCCCCUACCCGGGCCAGCACAACCACGCCGCCGCCUUCUCGCUGGCCAGCCCCAGCCGCUACAUGGCGCACCACCCGGUCAUCGCCAACGGAGCCUACAACAGCCUGCUCUCCAACUCGGCGGCCGCGGCGGCGCCCCAGGGCUACCCGGCGGCCAGCUACCCGUACCCGCAGCAGUACGGCCACUCCUACCAGGGCUCGCCCUUCUACCAGUUCCCGUCCGCCCAAGCUGGGCUGGUCCCGGGCAAGGCGCAGGUCUACCUAUGCAACCGGCCGCUCUGGCUGAAGUUCCACCGGCACCAGACCGAGAUGAUCAUAACCAAGCAAGGCAGGCGAAUGUUCCCUUUCUUGAGUUUUAAUAUUUCGGGUCUGGAUCCCACGGCUCAUUAUAAUAUUUUUGUGGAUGUCAUCCUCGCCGAUCCCAACCACUGGAGAUUUCAAGGCGGCAAAUGGGUUCCUUGCGGCAAAGCGGACACCAAUGUACAAGGGAACCGCGUCUACAUGCACCCCGACUCGCCCAACACAGGAGCCCACUGGAUGCGCCAGGAGAUCUCCUUUGGGAAGCUCAAGCUGACCAACAAUAAGGGCGCCUCCAACAACAACGGGCAGAUGGUGGUCCUGCAGUCCCUUCACAAAUACCAGCCCCGCUUGCACGUGGUGGAGGUGAACGAGGACGGCACCGAGGACACCAGCCAGCCCGGCCGCGUGCAGACCUUCACCUUCCCGGAGACGCAGUUCAUCGCCGUCACCGCCUACCAGAACACCGAUAUCACACAGCUGAAGAUAGAUCACAAUCCCUUUGCGAAAGGCUUUCGAGACAACUAUGACACUUACCAAGCAGAUGAGGACUCAAUGGAUUGGAUUCUGGGCUCCAAGCCAGGCAGCGACCCUCUUCCUCUCUGGAUCUCCAGGAUCUACACCGGCUGCGACAUGGACCGCCUGACCCCGUCGCCCAACGACUCGCCGCGCUCGCAGAUCGUGCCAGGCGCCCGCUACGCCAUGGCGGCGGCGGCGGGCUCCUUCUUGCAGGACCAGUUCGUCAGCAACUACGCCAAGUCGCGCGGCUUCCACCACCACCACCACCCGGGGGCCGGCGCCGGGGCCGGCGUGGGGCCGGGCGGGCCGGUGCCGGAGCGAGGCGUCCCCCACCCCAACGGGCUCCUGUCGCCGCAGCAAGCCGAGGAGCCCGGGGCGCCUUCGCCCCAGCGCUGGUUCGUCACGCCCGCCAACAACAGGCUGGACUUCGCCGCAGCCGCGGCCGCCUCAGCCUACGACCCGGCGGGCGACUUGGCGGGGAACGCGGCCACCCUCUUGUCUUACGCCGCCGCCGGCGUCAAAGCGCUCCCCCUGCAGGCGGCCGGCUGCACUGCGCGCCCGCUCGGCUACUACCCGGACCCGUCGGGCUGGGGCGCGCGCAGCCCGCCUCAGUAUUGCGCCAAGUCCUUGUCGUGCUGGCCCAACAGCGGCAGCGGCCGCGCCGGGGGAGGCCACCCCUAUUUGCCCGGCGGGGCCGGCGGCGGCGGCGGCGGCGAGGAGCCCGACAGCCUGGCGCCUCCCGAGCGCUCCCCUCUGGUGGCGCCGCCGCCGCCCCCCGCCGCCGGGCAGCCGCCCGAGGACUCCAAGCCCCCCAAGGACUUGUCCGACUCGAGCUGGAUCGAGACGCCCUCCUCCAUCAAGUCCAUCGACUCCACCGACUCUGGGAUUUACGAGCAGGCCAAGCGCAGGCGGCUCUCCCCAGCGGGCACCCCGGCGUCCGAGAGCUCGUCGCCGCUCAAGAGCGAGCCCGCCUUGGCCCCCAGGGACUGCGACAAGACCUGCGCCAAGGACAUCGGCUACUACGGCUUCUACUCGCACAGCUAGAGAGGGCGGCCCGCGGGGCCUUGGCCACACCCGCUCUGCUCCCUUCCCGCCAAUCCCGGCCAAGCCCUUUCCUUCUCUCUCUCUCUCUCCAUCUCUCCCUCCCUCCCGCUGCCAUCGGCGGCCCAAAGAGCCCUUGCUUUGCCUUGCGCAGGCGGUGGAGCAGUGCGAAUCUGCCGCUUCACACGUGCGCUCCUUUCCCUCCCAGCCAUUGGACGUGCGCACGCGCAGUCUUCUCUCCCUCUCCCCUUUCCUCUCCUUCUCACACGCGCACACGCUCGAGCGCUCCAAAACCGCAUAUCGCUUCUCAACCCACUUGGGCUCCAAUGGCAGGUCAGGUGGAUGGAUCUGCACCCGCAGUGAAUGGCGAAAGUCGUGCCACGUCUCUCUCCUUCCCUCCCUCCCCCGCCCCUGUAAAAUUGUAACCAAAUCCAGUUUAAUUGCUUCGCCUGACAAAAGCAGCCGGACGCCUUGUUGACACCUAAAAGAGACGUCUGUUGGCAGAAGUAAGACGUGCGUGGGUCAUUUGAACUUGCUUAAUGCAGAUUAAUUUGUUCUUAACCCGCUUUCGCCAUCCUAUUUGAAUUAGUAUUCAUGAUGAUCCCCACGGAUCGCCCCACACCUUCAGUGCAUUCCUGCGGGCCAGGGGCGGAUUCUAAUGUGUUUGAAAGCAAUCCUAAACCUCAGAGCUUCUACACACGCGGAUUUGGGAGUAAAUCCCAGUGAACCCAGUCGGAUUUACUUCUGAGUUAACAUCCGCACAGCGCAAUCCUUUGCUGUUUUUUGGGGAAGGAAAUUCCACCGUGUUCAAUGGGGUUUGCUUCCAGGUAAAUGUAGAUUAGACUACAGUUAUUCUGUGAUUUGAGAAUGGAACUAAAAAAUUGUAAUGUAGUUAUUCUACAUUGAUGAAUGAGAAACAGAAGACUGCGAGUCUUCUAUGUGCUCUUAAUCCAGGGCUGCUCAACUUCGGCCUUCCUGCAGAUGUUGGAUCCCUGAUCCCAUUAUCCCUGACUACUGGCACUGUGGCUGGGGAUUAUGGGAGUUGUAGUCCAAAAAGAGCUGGGAGGCCAAAGUUGAGCAGGCCUGCCUUAAUCUUACUGAUUUCUGUUUGGGAUUCUCAGAGUACCCGCCCCGCCCCCAUGAAACGCCUUUCCCUAGUGUUGAAGGCUUUCAUCUUAAACAAUUUACUAACUACCACUGAACUCCAUAGAUCUUGCCUCCAAAGAGGUAUGUUUAGGAUCAGAUUGCUAAUGAUCGGUCAGCCUGCUUGUCUCUGCUUCAUUAACUCGCAAACUAAGACUGCGAUCCUCCUAUGCCCACCUCCUUGGGAGUAAGCCCUACUGAACGUAGAGCGAUUUACUUCCGACUAAACCUGCGUGGAAGGUCGCUGCACCUUCGUCUUCUCUCCCUUCCUCCUUGACUCAAGCAGAAAACUACCUUAGAGGGGGAAAUAGUCCGUUUUCUCAGGGGAUUCCACCCUUUCUUUGCCUUUUGGGCUAACAUCCACUACCUAAGAGGAAUUUGUCAGUUUAAAAAGCAAACAUAGAAAAAGGGGACUAACAUACUGAUGACAAUUACUCAAAGUAUUCCCACUGACAUUAAACGGGCGAGUUGAAAUUUUCAGUGAGACGACUUUGAAUAAUUUACUCUGUCAGCCGCUAUCCGGUGUCAAUGAAUUGACAGAAUGUUUUCUGAAGCAAAAUUAAGAAUAUGUGAAACUUCCUCCCCUUUUCAGACGUACUAAAACAUACACAUGCGCGCCUAUUUCUAUUCAGACAAAGCUUGCUUGCUUAUUUUAUUAUUAUUUAUCUAAAGUUAUUUUUCCAACAUAUGCUCAAAGCCGCUGACUUUUAACAGUGAAGACAAAAAUUUAAAACUACACUAAUUAAGGCUACCUUGACAGCAGAAUCAAGUUUCUACAAAAGUAUCCAAAAAUCAGUUAACCUCCGACUUUGGAACUUUCCCCGAAAACAAAAAGGCUUAAUUUGUUAAGGACAGGGCGGCGAGUCUUGCCCAGCGCAGCUCUAGUGGGUUGUGGAUUCAUGUUUUAAUUGGCACUACAGUCCCUAACAUAUUUGGACAUUUUCCUUUGGCCUCGAUCCAGACAAAGUUUGACGUUUUCUGCGUCCCAUCGAUUUCAAUAUGAGAAAAUGAAGCACGCGCUUUGCGCGCGCUCUCUCUCACUCUCUUGAAUGGGAAGAGUUUUGCUUAUCUCACAAUUUGCGUUCCGGUCAAUGUGUCUAAUUACUGCAGUUUCUCAACUGGAGAGAGAGAUCUGCAACUCUGUCCUAUGCAUGCAUUUUGGAAAGCGGUUCCCACAAAAUUCAGUAGGAUACCAAAUAAAUAUAACGAGGAUCACAGUCUUAGUGGCGUAUCGAGAAUAACUUUGGAUACGAUCAAUCCAGUCAAAGUUAGUAUUAUUUAUUUCCCAGCAAGUUAAAUAUGUGUGUAUUUCUGUUGAAAUCAAUUGGACUGUAAAAUUCUUAACUUUGGUAGAUCGAGUCUAUACUAGAAUGCUGGUGGAAUUGCAUCCGGAUCUUGCAUACAUUUGAAAGUAAGCCCCACUAAUCUCAAAAAGAAGUUAUUUCCGAGUAAAUGUGUUUAGGAUCUGCGUUUAACACUCCAAGGAAUGAAAAUGGGGAGGUGGGGAGGAUUAUGAUUAUUUCUUCCACCUGUCUCGUUGGGGCUUCCUUUCACGUACUUAACUGCAACAAACCUAGGGGUGGGGGAACGAGGUCCCUCCACAUCUCCUGCAAGAAGCCAAUAGGAACGACAGCCCUAUUUUUCGGCUUGCUCGCUGGAAAGUAGGCUCCUUCUGAAUUCAGUGCAAUUUAAACUUGCUAGUUUAAUGGAUUUCAGCCAUUAAGCACGCCGCUCCCUACACUUUGCAAUGAGAGCAAGUGCCCCUCUGUCCUAAUUUUCGCCCUUUGGGGAUGCUUAGGACCAGAGUGCUGCGCAAAAAAAGUCUAGGAGCACGAUUUAGCCAAUGGCUGCAAUCUUAUGCACGCUUAGGGGGAGCAAGUUCCAUUGAAACUAGGACUUUCUUCUGAGUAUAGCUAAAGCCGGGAUGUGUAAGCGAAGCAUUUUCAAGUCCCAUGGAUUUCACUGGGAAAGUUUAAGCAUGGGCUCAGCCUUCUCAGUUCAGUCAAUGCAACACAAAAGUGUUUAUUACCAUUUGGCUGGAUCAGGCCCUAAUCAUGCAGGCGAUGCGCUGUCUUAAGAUCUUAGGCGGAUUUAUGCAACGCGUUAAGGGUGAAAUUGACCGGGACAGUGACAGCGCAGAAUACUCUUGAAAGAAAACAAAAGUCGGUUCACCUUAAAGCCGGACUAAGCAGCCGUCUCUAUACAGAGACGUGCCCCCUAAUAGGCUUCUCUCCCUCUGCCCUUACCUCCUUCCUUCUCUGCCAAGUCCAUCACUGACGCGUGUGCAGGGGCCCUUCGAUUUCUUCGCCAUUUCUCUCUCCCCCCUCACUCCUCCCCACUCCAAGUUGAUUUCUAUUGCUGUAAAUCUUUGUAAUGAACAAGCUACAACCGAUAAUAGGUGACUGAACUUGUACCCAUAGUGUAGUCCAGUGAAGAUGAUUUCGUGAGAUGUUCAUUUUUUUAAUAUUGCGUUUAGUUUUGGGAAAGUUUUGUUUUAAUUUAUAAUUUCAAUGCAUAAGUAAGUACCCGUAAAGAGCCUUCCUGGGGAAUACACUAGGCGGUGCGAGUUAAGUGAUUUUAUUUUUAUUUUUUCCUGUUAAAUCGAGCAUUUAAUACUCGAUCGAGUCCUCCCCCCCCACCCCCCUCGUUGAUGUAGAGUAGCGCGUCUUCGAUUUUUGUGUAGGAAACCUAUAUGAUCAACCCAUUUUUGAUAUUUUUUAAAAAAACAACAACCGUGAAAUAUGCAUCAGGCAAAGUUUAUUCUCUAGAUUCCAGCCGACGGGGAAAGAGGUUCUCAAAUAGAAAUUCAAGGUUUUCACCGUGUGUAUAUUUUGUUUUGGGUUUUGUUUUGGGCUCCUUUGUAAAUCGAUUGUUGUGAUUUCCCCCCCUUGAAAAACACAAAUCAAAAAUAUUUGCUCCUGUUUCGUCUGUGCACCUGAAUAAUUAUUUCUACAAGUUGCAAACUCCACCAGAAAACAAACGUUUUGUUUUUUCGCCCGUUUGUAUCGUCUGUGUACAAGUAAAAUAAAACCCGGCAAAACUUAAGCCGAUCUUGGAACGCAACACUUUGCCCUUUUAGAGGAUUUUAGCAAGCUAAGAGAUUGAGGAAGGAACGGGAAAUUUCCUAGCAAAUGGAGUGGAGGCGUCUGAUCUUCCCACCUCACCCAGGAUAUUUCAUACCCCCUCCCCACUAUGAUUUAUUUUAGAAAUGAAAAUUGCUCUCUGAUGAGCUGCUGCUGCUUUUUCUCACCUGCACACUCGCCGUUUUGCAUUGGUACUCUGGUAAGAACGCUUGGUUCGUUGCCCUGCCCUGCGAGUAAUUUCUUCUGCACAAGGAAAAGGGUGAUAGGUUGCUAUACAUUCGGGUGCGAGUUGCUUUUAGGGGAAAUAAUGUUUCUGAUAUAAUAUCCGAGUAUUCGGGGGGGGGGGGCCGGGGGAGGGAAGAAUGUGGAUGCAACCCUGAGCCAUUGAACUCAGUUGUCAUGGGCUCCAGUGGGAUGCAGAUUGAACACCAGAAAGGUGUUCGUGAGAAAACAUGUCGCAGAGGUAGUGAAGGUAGCGAAUUGUCUGCCCUGAUUUCCCUUCCUAUUCCACUGGCUGGAAAGAACUUUCGUUCAUUUCCAGCUGUCUUGCGUUCUACCAUAUCAGAUGCAUGGCCCUCCGGCCCUUAUGGAAUAGAGGACUGGUCUCCUUUACCUUUAAGAAAUUGACAAAAGAGGGAAUUUCAUAAAGUGCCGCUUGUCACGCAGGGGUGAGAAGAAAAGCUGCAUCUGUUGAAAUUCCCUCUUCUGUGCAUCUUUUAAAGGUACGAGAGACCGGUCCUCUUUUCCAUAUGGUAACGCUUUCGCCGGAGCUUCUGAAAGAGAUGGCAGACGGGUGCCGAAGGAUUUUAAUGUAAAUGUUUGAGUUUUAUCCGGAAAGCAUCUGUAACGCCCCCCACCCCCGCCCUUCCCCCAUUACAGGCUGAAUAAGCUUUCCACCACUCUGCAGGUUGCCACACUCAACAUCUUCCCAGGUGGAUGGCCACUGAUUUUCCGUAAGGAAACUCUCCUGUUUACCAGGUUUGGAGCCACUUUAAACUCCCAGUGCCCAUUCCCAAGCAAGACACCAACGUUUGAAGAAGCAGAUAUGCUAUCAAAAAUGCAAAUAGAACACCGAGCGAGCGAGCGAGCCAGCCAGUAGUACUUUAUCUGCAGAGAAGUUUCGAGUGAUACCACAACGGUCCACUAGGCGGCUCUGCAUGGAGUCUUAAUUUGCUUGCCACGAAAUGCAGUUUUAUUCCUCCCCCUUUACUGUUUACACCUUUAAACAGUUCGAUAACUGAACUUUUAAAAAACGAGUUCUACUAUUUAGCCAAGCAUUCUAAACCGUUUAGGUUAUUUCAGGAAAACAUCUUCUGUUGUCCAGAAACCACAGCCCGUCAUAAAAUUGUGAACUAACUGGAAACACCCCAGCUGAUACAUUGCACCAUUAAAGCGAGUAUUACUCUUACUAUUAACAAUACACAUGUAAUCAUUAUUAAAUAUGGCCAUUAUCAUUAUUAAUAAAAUUUACAUAGUCAUAUAGAUACCUUGUCUGCUAUCUGUCACGAGCUAAGGAUGGUUUAUAAUAUAUCCUUCUGUAGCAUACUUAAGGCUGCAAUCUUGCGCACGUUGAGAGGAAAUCCCACAUAAUUUAAUGGGGAUUCACUUCCGAGCUUCACUUCACUGCUUAGAAUCCUUUUCUUAAUGUCUCAAACCAGGCUUUAUCCUUUACGCCUUGGCGGCCUUGUAUUGCUAUGGCUUUUAUACCGUUUUACAAAAGGGAAAAUGAACGUAAAGGAAACUACUUUUGAGGCACCCCUAAAAUGCUCCUAUCUGAGCAGAUGUUUGGGUCCAGGUUGAAGCAAAACACACUUGUUCUCCACAAACAGUUCACUCGCUGGAAGAGGCGAAGUUGGGAGUGUCUUUGUUUCUCUUUGCCGAAUAUCUUGUCCCAGACUGUGGAAAUCUUGAGAAGGAGAAAGAGGAGGAGGGGAUUAGGUCAUGACUUCCUUAAAAUUUUUUUUAAAAAUUGAAACAUUAUUCGAGCCACAGGUAUUAUUCUCACUUAAGUCAGGCGAGUUUGCGGGAAAAGGGGUCUUGCCUUCUUACUAGGUGGUGAUCUUACGGAUAUCUGUUGUAACUUAGGGAUGUGUCCCGGUGUCAUCAUGUGCUGUGCAGACGGUAUCAUUCCAGUUACAUAGACCGUAGCUAAAUGGAUGCUCACCCCCAAAUAAUAUAUGUUUCGGAUUCCCCUUUCCAUUCCCAGUGUCUAGCCUGAUUAUUUGUUCCUGGUGUAAGGUAAAUGUUCAUCUUUAUGAGUGAGUAAAUAAAAGGUUAUACAUUUUAUUUAAUGUAUAUUAAAUGUUAAAUACACAUCGCAUCCCCCCCCCCCGGUUUUGGUCAAUCUUUGGCCGAGUCCACCCCCGCCCAAGCACGUGUCAAUCUGAAGGCAGGCACAAGUGCUUCCUUCCACCCCUUUCCAGCUGUAGGCCUGAAUCUGCAACAAAUGUGGCAACUUGAUUCUCCCGGAAUAGGGUUUAGUGCUCUUGGCAGCGAGGAGAAAUGGCGAGAGUCUGCCUUCUCAGGGAGUUGGGAUUCAAAUCAGGAAUCAGCAACAGGAAAGAGGGAUCAAUGUCUCUUUUUCAGAUCUCCGAAAAGGGGGCUGGGGAUACUAUUAUGAGGCAAUGGAGACAGGUUAGAGCAGGGCUGCUCAACUUCAGCCCUCCUGCAGAUGUUGGCCAUACUCCCAUAACCCCUGGCUAUUGGCCACCGUAGCUGGAGAUUAUGGGAGCUGUAAUCGAAAAACCUCUGGGGCGGGGGGCAAAGCCUGGGGUCGAGGGAGGUGUCAUCGACUUCUGCAGUACCCGGGAAAAGCUGCUUCUCUUCGUUUCCCCAAACAUGUUAUUCUCCAAAUGGGUUAUCUUAUGAGGGGCCAUCUAUCGAUAGAAGGUUGCCUACCAACAUGGGAAAAGAGGGAAGGAUACUGGCGUUCCCUUUAUUGUUGUUGAUAGGCCUGGAUAGUGCGAUGUUGGUCCACUUCGCCUGCCCGUUUUCUAGGAAUGUGGUUUAGUUUUUUCCUAAUUCUCCGUGGGGUUGUCAUCCACAAAUCCCCUGUGCUAGAGGACCCCUCGUGUGCCACCUAGCCCCAACAACAGAGUUUAAAUCCAACUCGUGUUCGGAGAUAACGAACGGCCUUACACUACAGUUCACAGCACGGCCAUCGUCUCUAGGUAGCGUAGGAAACGCAGGGCUAGUACGUGCCUUCGGAAGAUCAGCACCUGGGACAGCGCACUGCGCAAAGCCAUGCGGAGGAGAGUUCGAGGCCAUUUCCCCCUUUUAUUUUGAAGCCAAGAGGGCAUUCUGUCACCCUCUGGCAGAUCCUCGUGGUAUGAUUUUAAUUUCCCUCUCGGAAAAGGUGGCCAUUAUCUUUUAACCUUUAUUAACAUAUAGAUAGAGCCAACGUGUUUGGCCAGGUGGCCAGAGUGUGGCCACUCAGCGGGAUCUUUCAUUGCACGUGGUCAGUAAAAUGCCUCCAGUGGCCCAGGUAUCUGCGCCCUCCCCUGAUUCCCAGUUUCCCCUGACCUUCCCCUGAAUUUGAGUCUGAAUUUUGCAGCUCUGCUCGCUCUUCCACUCUUCUGCCCUAGGACAAUACAGGGCACCUAUUUGCAUUUGAAGAACGGCGAUCAGUCCAUGCGGUCAUUAUAUUAACAGUUAAGUGUCCUCUCUAAAAGCAGGGUACGGGUAAGAAUUAAGCCAUACAAACGUAAGGUGGUGGCAAUCUUCCCAUUAAAAGAGGAAGAAAAAGAACUAGCAAUCUUGACUCUUUUACAAACACUGUGAAGUACCUGCGGAACAGAGAUGCGGGGAAAAAAAAAGCUUUAUUAUGUAAUGCAUUUGGCUAGAGAGAGCUCAGUAACAUCAAAGCUUUUAUUAAAUAGCAACCUAGAUCGGGUCUUGUGCCCCCAGACACAUAUCCCUCACCCCUCACUCAAGCAGUGUUUUCAUGUACAGCAAAAGAGCAAGACUGUCUGUUUAUGGAAGUGGCUGGAGAGACAUCAGUAUCCUCGGAAGCCUUGCUGGGUAAGUACACGGUGCCUAAUGAGUUAGCUACAGCUGCUCGGCUUGGAGGAUUUGCAGACUACCGUUUGCUUUGCCGGUUGUUGUAGUACCGGGUGAUUUAAAUUGGAUUUUGUAUCUACAAAACUGUAUAUUGGCAACAGCUAGGCACUGUUGGCUGAAUAUGUAGAGUAUUUUCUUUCCUGUUGACGGUGCAUUUAUAUUCUUCUCUGAGAACUGCCCCGUUGAGUUGAAACGGAGAGUCAAUGAGCCGAGCCGAUCACAUCACAAGUGACUCCCAUUGACUUUCCUAGAGCAAACUCCCAAGUAAGUUGUGCCCAGGAUUGAAGCCUUAUUAUCAGUAGCCUUUGAAAUGCUCUUACCUCCUACACUAGUUUUAAAGGGCACUUGGUUCUUCUUAAGCCGAGCUGUUUCGGAUCCGGCGCGUUCCGACCCAAUAAGCAUAAAAACGUGGACUUCAAAGUCAAGCAAAACCAGUGCCUGGAGACUAGAAAUAGAUUGCAUGGAUUUUGCUUGGAGUUUGAGUUGUACCUGCCUGGAGUCCACGCAUGGCGGGGGCGGGGCCCUUUCUGCUGAAAACAAUUCGCCCUCGGCUCCUUUUGAUGAUUAUUAAGCGGGCUUAUUAUUAAGCACCCCCGCCCCAAUACAAGCCAAGCUUCCUGAAAUGGACAAGGUCCCUGCGGGAAAGAGCCCGCCGGGUAGCCACAGGGGCCUGGCUCGCCUUGCACGUGUGAGGAAAGCUCUUGCACAUGGCGGCAGGCGCACACCUCGGCGCUGUGAGGCUUGGAGGAGGCCUCGCAUAUUUUGUUGGGUAGGCUUUUGAAUCACCGGCGGAAAGGUUUGCUGAGUCCUGCUCUGUAGCGUUGGCGGCGUGCAGGGGAGGUCUGGAGGAUGGAGGGCAGAAGCCUGGCUCUGGCAGGUCAGUGACACACGCGGGUGGAAGGGCGGUGAUUGCUAGCAAGAAGCGAGCCAGGUGUGGGGGAGAACACGACGUCCCUGGCAAUCUGGACAGUUCUGGUGUUGUGGGUACGGCUCCGCUCUCCGCCCCCCGCUGCCCUUCUAAUCAAUCUUGCCACAGAGACUGCGCUUCGAACCGAACCCCGUUCUCUCGGUCUAUUUCUGUUUUGUGUGGUUUCUCCCCGAAUCUCGAGAGCAGAUGCUAAGUCUCUGAGGAAGAACAAGCGUGACUUGAGCGUCCUCUCCCUUCUAUGAUUGAGUUGCGCCCCCUUCCUUGUACUUAAAUCGAGGACACCCUGCUGACACGAGAAGCGCUUCCCUCCUUCAGCCCUUACAGCAAAGCAUCUGGAGAGAGAAGACGAUCGUCGCCUUUUAAAAGAAGGGCUGGAGGUAGUCAUUGCCUAAAAGAACAUGACACCGACCGAUUCCUUUCGCCCCACUCUUGCCUCUGGUCAAGCAGGGGAUGGGAUCGUAGCUCAGUCAGUGGUGGAGCGUCUGCUUUGCCUUGCCUGCAGAAAAGGUCCCAGGCUCAAGCCAUCCCUGGCAACUCCAGGUAGGGCUGGGAAAGGCUCCUUCCUGGAACCCUGGAAAGCAGUUGCUGGUCAAUACUGAGCUACAUGGACCAAUGGCCUGGCUCAGUGUAAGCUUCCGUCCACUACAGCUCCCUAUGUUUAGCAGGCUUCUGAAGAAGGACUAUACAGAGUUCACAACCUGUUUGACUAGAGCCCAUAGCAAGAAGAGGGUGCACUGCCCAUAAUGGGUACACACCAGGCUUCUAUCAUGUCUCUGGAAUCUCUGUCAUGACUUACAUGUCUCUGGAAUAGUUAGUGUCUUGCCUUCUGCAGAAGGUGAACAAUGGGCGGUUGUCUUGUCUCGAUUCUGUCUUGACGAGGAGCUGUCCAACCUUGUGCGUGCUUCAGCAGAGGUAAAACCCAGUAUCUGACUCCCAAGUCAGUCUGCCUAGGACUGCAGUCUUGGCACACUUUAAACAAAAUUACCUUCUUUUUAUAUGCUUCUUUUUUUUUUAGUCAGUCCCGUACUGAUGCCACAUAAAUAUGGCAUCGUAUUAGCAAUUACUCGGAAUUACUCGGACGCGGCUGGCCCUUUGUGCAGACCACACUGGGAUCCUUUUGAAUGAUGAAAGUAAGGAAACGGAGAGAGGGCUUCUCUUUUCCUGGAGCUGCUUUCCAGGCUCUUUUGUGAGACAGUCUCCCAUUCCCAACCAAAUCAGUGGGAUUGUUCUCAUUCCUAUAUAGUGUAUUUAAGACUGAAAUGUUAGGCUAGCCAGUUAUGAUUAGAGUUGCACUCUUGUGCACACUCAUUAAGGAGCAAGCCUUACUGAAUUUAGUGGAUAGGCUGUGAAAGCCUAUGAGUGUCUACUGCCUGCACUUAUUGCAGCAUGCUAAUAUUUAAUAACAUGCCAUCAGUCAAUUAGUCCUCCUUUUCAAGUGUAAUGGUUGGGAACUGUUGAUGGAAUGUGCGGCUUCAGAAAUAUUUCCUGUACCCUGUGACUGGAUAUUACUGACAAUAUACCUUUCAGUGUUACAUGCUGUGUGCCAUUUCGUACUGAUAAUGAGCAUUUGAUAGAGCAGCAAUGCUCUUAACAGGCUAAGAGGCAGUUCACACAUAGCAUGUUAAUCACCCCUUGACUGGAACAUCCAAGGAUGACUUACACAUGGGAAUACACCAUCCCAGCUCAACCACAUCAGAUCAAACUGGUAUGUCGCAUGUACUAUCCUUUUUAGUGGAGGGCAGCAGCCAUUACGCAACCAGGUUCCAGGUUUAGUAAUCAGGUGUUGAGGGGCUGACCAUAGGGGUUUUGGUGCCCUCGGCCAAGUAUGACUUUGGUGCCUUCCUGUGUUCUGUUAAAAUUUUAACUGAAUGGUGGGGAGGAGCCGAAGACAUACUUGGUAGCUGGUGCUGGUUGGGAGAGGAGAUGAUGCCAUUAAGAAUCCAUAAGCUGCCCCAUUACUGCCAUCCUGUCCUGCUACCCAGCUUCGUGUGGAAUCUGUCCCUGCUGCUUAGCUGUCUGGUGCAUGGGUGCAGUGGCAAUUUGAGGGGUCAGCCCAGCAAAGAUUUUUACUGGGCUGGCCCCUCAAAUGACUGCCACACAUGCACAGUGGCAGGGUGGGGCAUUUGGUGGGGGUGGACUGUACAUGGAGCAAGGCAGCGGCAGGAUAUUUUAUGAAUUUUCAAAGGUGUCAUCUGCUUCCUCACUAUCACAGCAGCUAUGAACUGCAGGGGGUGGUGUUGCCCACACCUGUGCCCCCCCCCAGAUUUGGUGCCUGAGGUGACCACCAGGUCCAUCUAGUGCAUGGGCUGGCCCUGAAGUGACGUUCAUGUGUGUGUGAACUGACCCUAACUUAACUUGUAAUGUUCCAAUGACCUACUUGCACUAGUUUCUACGCAAUGCUUUUCAGUAUCUCAUUCCUCCCCAUUCCAAGAUCAAAUAAUGAAAAACUUGGGCAAUCAGUAGCAUCAACUUUGCAUCGAGAGCCCCCACUCAGUUGUGUGAUGUCUGUUUUCUUUUAUGUAUCUAUAUGACAGGGACAGUCAGAGGGCCGAGUAGGAAACCAUAGUGACCAUCACACCACAGGCUGCCAAACAACAUGUCUCCUACAGGUUCUGGAGUGAAAGGAUAAUACUGGCUACUUUCUCAUGGAACGAUUGUGCUGUUGAGCUGGUAUUAACUCCUGGUGACCGCAGAGCCCUGUGGUUUUCUUGGUAGAAUACAGGAGAGGUUUACCCUUGCCUUCUCCUGUGCAUUAUGAGAUGAUGCCUUUCAGCACUUUCCUAUAUCUCUGCUGCCCAAUAUAGGAGUUUCCCAUAUUCUGGGAAACACACCAGUGGGGAUUCGAACCAACAGCCUCCUGCUUUCUAGGCAGGUUGCUUCCCCGCUGCGCCAUUAGGUGGCUUCUACUUUCUGAUGAGUACGAGAGAAAUGACAGUGGCUUUUAGGGUUACAACAGUCCUAGUCAGGCCAAGACGACACAUUUGUGCAUGGUAUGGGGGACAGGAUUCUCGACUUACACUUUAAACUGGCGGCAUCUACAGAUUGAACAAAAUGUUUAUUUUUCAGACCACCUGUAGAUGCAAAUCACAUCUUUGCAAAAAGCACUCGGAGGCAGGGGUGGGAGGUGUGAGCAAUGGCUCACCAAUAGGCACUCCCCACAAAUCCUGCAAUCCUGAUGCUAUUGACCAAAGUCAGGUGUUUCCACGUCCUAGAGAAAACUGGUGCACUGAUCUGCAACUGUAUUGCACCUGAGAAAUAACACCACCUCAUGUUUACAUAGCACUUUGCCUAAAUGCUCUAGCACAGCACCCACAUUAUUCCAGUAAUGCUUACAACAACAGCCGUGUAACACAGGCCUGUAUUAGUGUCUCCUGAUCACAUAUGGGGACUGAGACUGCAGAGCUGCUUGCCUGAGGCCACCUAAUGAGUCCGUGGCUAAGGCGAGAUUGGAAGGGUAUGUUCCAACUCAUCUCAUGUGCUUAACAAAUAUGCUUUGCCAGCUUUUUGGCUCAGGUUCUAUCUUCUCCCAUACGUUUUCUCAUUAACACUCAUAGGGUGGAAAGUGUUGUAUUCUUAAUUUUUAAUUUAAUUUUCAUAGGGGGCAAUUUGCUAUUAAUUACUUGUGUGUAAGUAACAUUGACUUCACUUGGAUUUAUGCAUGACUAACUGUGAGCUGCAUUCCAGCCUUCAGUGGUUCUUUUCGUUGGCAGUAUUUUUGAUGCAGUGAUGAUAAAAGGCUGUAUAGUGACCAUAAAAGCUGAUAUUCGCUGCCCCUUACAGUAUUAAUCGUGUGACAUUGAAAUGCAUCCACGUUUAUCGCUCAUUAAUAAAGAAAAUAGCUGCUUUGCGUGGA
Messenger RNA from Hemicordylus capensis (graceful crag lizard), 15531 nucleotides. It is a transcript of the gene TBR1, whose product is annotated as T-box brain transcription factor 1. The transcript is spliced from 8 exons. Gene Ontology annotation, cellular component: nucleus. Gene Ontology annotation, biological process: regulation of neuron projection development; commitment of neuronal cell to specific neuron type in forebrain; regulation of transcription by RNA polymerase II. Lineage: Eukaryota; Metazoa; Chordata; Lepidosauria; Squamata; Cordylidae. The record is from RefSeq and is a predicted model, not a curated record. Gene Ontology annotation, molecular function: DNA-binding transcription factor activity, RNA polymerase II-specific; RNA polymerase II cis-regulatory region sequence-specific DNA binding. The coding region runs from base 180 to 2468 and encodes 762 amino acids.